This is a messenger RNA of Nanorana parkeri, 2813 nucleotides long. It is a transcript of the gene TGFBR3, whose product is annotated as transforming growth factor beta receptor 3. The coding region runs from base 311 to 2776 and encodes 821 amino acids. Lineage: Eukaryota; Metazoa; Chordata; Amphibia; Anura; Dicroglossidae. The transcript has 18 exons. The record is from RefSeq and is a predicted model, not a curated record.
GCAGAUACUUCAUCCAUUGACAGAGCAGUAGUAAAGUAGAGCUGCCUUCCAUCAAACCACGCCUCCGGGAACAGCCAGGCUGCUGCCCCCUUCUUUCCUCUCCCAAGCUUUGAGUGUCCCAGAGCCGGAGAUGUAUGAAACUUCAGCCCAGUGGGAACUGAGAACAGGCAUUAGCUCAUCAGCGUCACCCUGAGAGCUCUGGGCUGGACGAGGAGCUGGUGGAUAAAAACAAAUAACGGAAGAACUAACAAACUGGGGGAAUUUGUCAGAGGACUGUGGAAGCAUCGGAAGAAGAUACUGUGGAGAUAAAAUGAUGACACGGUGGUUCCCGUGUGCAUGUCUGCUCUUCUUUUUCCACUUGGCAUCUACAGGUCCGAUCCCCGAAGCUCCAUGUCGGCUGUCACCUGUUACAGAAUCUCACCCUGUCCAAGCCUUGCUGGAAAGCUACACUGUUUUAUCUGGCUGCGCAAGCAAAGGAACAAUAAGUUAUCCCCAAGAGGUCCAUAUCAUAAAUCUGAAAUGUGUAGAGGAAGACCCCUGUCAAAGUGAAAAAGAGGUCACGUUGCAUUUGACCCCGAUCCCAACAAUCCCAGUUCAUCAGAAACCUCUGGUGUUCAUCUUAAACUCCCCACAGCCUGUGACGUGGGAGCUGAAGACUGAGAGGCUAGCAGCAAAUGUUCCAAGAUUCUUCUUUAUAUCACAAGGCUCAACUCUCCAAUAUGAAGCAGGUAACGUCUCACUGUCUGCGCAUUCAGAAGAAAGACCCCUUCCCCCUGGAAAUGAGCACCUGUUACAGUGGACCCAGAAGAGCUAUGGGGCUGUAACAUCCUUCACAGAAGUCAAAAUGACCAAAAGAAUAGACAUCAAAGUGGGAGAAGAUGAAAGGUUUCCUGUCACAUGCAAAAUAGAAAAGAACUUUAUAUCACUGAAUUAUCUUGCUCGCUAUGUGCAACCUCAACCUGCUGAGGGCUGUAUUAUAAGGCCGAGUGACGAUACAAUGGUCCACAUCAUUGAGCUGGAUUCUCCAAACCUCUCAUCACAUAGUUCAUUCCAGGUGGACAUAAUCAUUGACAUCAGGCCACUCGAACCAGAUGCCAAACUUUCCAAGUGUCUCAUUCUUAUUCUGAAAUGUGAAAAGGCAGUCAACUGGGUUAUCAAGACGCACAAUAUUGCAGGCAACAUAAAAGUCCUGACUCCAAACAGUGUCAGCUUUGACAAAGAUACAGAAAAAUCUCUGUUAACAAGCAAACGGGUGAUCCCAAACAUUCCAUCAACGCAGGAGGGUUUAAUCAAGUGGGCCUCUGAUGAAAAUUACCCAGCCAAUUCCUACACUCAUGCAUCAGUGGCAAACAAGUUCCACAUUAAACUCGUUGAUGACAUAGAGAUGAACGAUGAAGACAAGUCGGCAAUUCCCCCUGAAUGGUUAGACUUUCUGCGUCCGAGUGAUACAGAAGGAAUAGAAGAGUAUGAUCAUACAUCAGAACAUUUUCUGCAUGGAGAUAUAGAAGGUCUAGAUGAGAGAGCCUUGCUGAAAGAACCAGAGGAAGCACAGGGGAAUAUUAAUGUUGCCUUGUCUGUUAAAUGCAAUGAGACUAAGAUGGUGGCAGCUGUACAAAAAGAAAGCCUACAGGCCAAUGGAUACAUAGGGGCAGAGCUUUCUCUACUCGAUCCAGUAUGCAGAGCACAGGAAAAUGACACUCAUUUUAUCUUAGAGUCUUCCCUGGAGGGAUGUCGAACACAGCACACCAUUGAUGGCUCAAGUAUUGUUUACUUUAAUAAUAUUGUUGUACAGCUAUCACCACCCACUGAGGGAAGUGGCUGGCCUAGUGAUUACGAGGAUUUGGAAUCUGGCGAUAGCGGGUUUACAGGAGGCACGGAUGAAACUGAAAUAGGUCUUCCGUACUUGAAGCGUCAUGAAAUUGCUGUGUUUAACUGUACAAUCCCUCAGGACACUGCUCCCCCCUUUGAUCUCAUCUUUGCUCAUCCAGACACCAUAAUAAACAAUGUUACAUUUAACAUGGAGCUUUAUAAAACGGAUCUGUUCCUUACACCGCCUGAAAACUAUUAUUCAGUGGCUGAAAAUGGGCAGGUUUAUGUGGAGGUUUCAUUAACCAAGGCCGAAAAGGACCUGAGCUUCAUGAUCCAGACUUGUUUUGUUUCGAAUUCCUCCAAUUCUGACAUGCUAAGCGAAUAUACAAUCAUAGAGAACAUCUGUCCUAAAGAUGACUCCAUCAAGUUCUACAAUGUAAAGAAACUGAACUACCCCAAGUCACAAGAACAAACAGAGAAGAAACGGUUCAGCUUUAUGUUUAAAUCUAUGUUUAACACAUCUCUGCUCUUCCUGCAUUGUGAGUUGACCUUGUGCACCAAUAAAGAUGGAGAGAUGGACAGCCUACCCAAGUGCAUUAUUCCUGAGGAAGCAUGUACAUCUCUUGACAGCAGCAUGAUACUAAUGAUGAUGGACAAUAAGAAGUCAUUCACAAAGCAACUAGCAGUGAUCACAAUGGAGAAAACUUCAGGAAUAAACCAAAAAGGACCUCCUGAUGACUCGGUUUUCUAUGGGCUGGACACCCCAACGGUUGUCGGAAUUGCCUUUGCAGCGUUUAUAAUCGGUGCCUUAUUAACAGGAGCCUUAUGGUACAUCUAUUCUCACACAGGUGACACAGCAGGAAGACAGCAGGUCCCCACAACCCCACCAGCUUCGGAAAACAGCAGUGCGGCUCAUAGCAUUGGCAGUACACAAAGCACCCCCUGUUCCAGCAACAGCACUGCCUAACCCAAACCAUGGCACAAGAGGAGCGAAGAUCAGCUAC